CGUGACUGCGGGGAAUCUGCUGCUGUAAUCCUGUCAUUGCAUCGCUGCUGUGCAUAAGUUUGGAUGCCUGCUGCUGAAGUUUGUCAUGCUGUCCGCGACGAUGGAAACCUGAAGUGAAUCGCUGGAGGUGGAGCAGCAAAGAAAAGAAAAGUGAGAAGACAGGAACUCGGCAGACAGAAGCGUCGCGGGGCGAAUACGGGAGAGGACGACAGAGGAGACUCAGCAUGACGGGAGCAUGGAGGUGAAGGAGCACCGCCUGAACUGUUCCCUCUCUCGCGCCCGCCGGGAGCGAGGCAGAGAGAGGGGGAGAGGGGAGGAGGACGAGGGGGUCACGGAGGGGCCCGGCGAGCGCCGCCUCCCUGCGACCUCCGUGCUCACCCAGAAAUCCUACAGCUCGAGUGAAACGCUGAAGGCCUUUGACCAGCAGUCCGCCACACAGCCGAUGUACGCGCACCGCAUGCCGGACGCCGCGCCAGGAGAUGGAGACGAUUACCGAGCACCAGGUCAGACUCUGUCCCUGCGGCAGCUGGGUCUGUGCAGCGGUGCCCCCCGCCGUGGCCUGAGUUUCUGUGCCGAAACCGGCCUCAGCCAUCAUGUUCAGCCCAGCGGAGCGGACCACGUCCAGAACAUAGGGGGCAUCUCACCGGACUGUGCCUCCCGCCUCUGGGGACGGGGGAUUAAGCUGCACGGUCGCGACUCUCGCCUGUCCAGCCAGUCCAACUCGGCCCUGACUCUCACAGAUGCCGAGCAAGACGACCGCUCGGAGCACGAUAGCGAUCAGCUCUCCAGCCAACAAGGUCCUCCUCCGCUGCCACCUGCUCCACACCAGCAUAAGCAGAACAACCCGUCAAUCACCUCGCUGGCCAAUCAGGCCGUGGAACUACAGAGUGCGUCAGAAUGCGUGCAGCUGCAGGAGAACUGGGUUCUGGGUAGCCACGUAGACCUGGAGAGCAGGCACUUCCUGCUGAAGACAGGCACUGCCACUGCCUCGCUCUUUACCACGCCAAAUCCAGGCUACACCAUGGCAACUGGGGCUGUCUGUUCCCCAUCGGCCCGCCCCUUUCCACGAAACAACCUAUCAAGAGGAGCAUUCAAAUUCAAGAAGUCACCAAAACGUUGCUCCUGGAAAUGCACAGCUCUUAGUGCCGUGGGCGUGGCCACUCUGCUGUCAGUCAUGCUCUCUUACUGUAUAGUCAUGCAUGUUUUCGGACUGAACUGGAAACUGAAGGAUGUCGAUGACCAUGCCUUCGAGAACGGCAGGGCCCGGCCCGUAACCACGCCGAUGAGCACUCUGAUGUCACUCUCCACCGACGGUAGGGUGGGUGUCCAGCCCGAUGCAAUGCUGGACUCUGGGAUGGUGCCGGUGGGUCAGCAGGUCAGCCAGACUGUCCCCCCAGGGGGAUUCUGGAGGUCUAGCCUUCUGAUCGAGCAGGCCCGCUUCCUCAAGUUCAACAUCUCCAUUCAGAAAAACGCCCUGAUUGGAGUGUAUGGCAGGAAGGGUCUGCCACCUUCACACACACAGUAUGACUUUGUGGAGCUUUUGGAUGGAAGUCGUCUGAUCUCUCGGGAGCGGGUCCAGGGGGAUCCAGAGUGGAGAGGCGGUGCAGAACAGCUGGUCAGCAUGCAGAACACGGGCUUCAUCCAGUACCUGCAUGCUGGAGUCUGGCACCUGGCCUUCUAUAACGACGGCCGCACUCUGGAACCUGCGUCUUACAACACCGUGCUGCUGGAGUCAGUGAUGGAAUGCCCGCACAACUGCUAUGGCAACGGAGAGUGCACGUCUGGCACAUGCCGAUGUUUUCCGGGAUUCCUUGGUCCAUACUGCUCCAGAGCUGCCUGCCCUGUGCUGUGCAGUGGUAACGGCGAGUACAGCAGGGGGCGCUGUCAGUGCUAUAGCGGCUGGAAGGGCACAGAAUGCGACGUUCCCGGCGGGCAGUGCGUGGACGUCCGUUGCGCGGGUCGCGGCCUGUGCGUGUCGGGCCUGUGUGUGUGUAACCCCGGCUACAAGGGAGAGACCUGUGAGAUGGAGGACUGCGCAGUCCCGUCCUGUUCAGGGCACGGUUCCUGCCACCACGGCCGCUGCCAGUGCCUGCCAGGCUGGACGGGACCGAGUUGCGAGUCCCACCUCUCCCUCUGCCCCGAACACUGCUCAGGCCACGGGACCUUCCAGAGCGAGACUAGCACCUGCAUCUGCGAGGCCAACUGGACCGGACCAGACUGUUCUGUUGAAGUGUGUGCUUCUGAGUGCAGUCCUCACGGUGUGUGUGUGGGCGGAGUGUGCCACUGUUCAGGAGGCUGGUUGGGCCCCCGCUGUGACGAGGAGGAGUGUGUGCCGCACUGUGGGGAGCACGGCGUGUGUCUCAAUGGCCAGUGCGAAUGCCACCAGGGCUGGACAGGGGAACGUUGCAACAUCGCCCACUAUCUGGAUGGCAAAAUCAAAAGGUACCCAGACUGGAUAGGAUACCGAGACAGCUGCCCCGGCCUGUGUAACAGCAACGGCAGGUGCGUCCUCGACCAGAACGGUUGGCACUGCCUCUGCCAAUCAGGGUGGAGAGGGGUGGGGUGUGAUGUCGCCAUGGAAACCCUAUGCUCAGACGGCAAGGACAACGAGGGAGAUGGCCUUCUGGACUGCAUGGACCCGGACUGCUGCCUGCAGAGCUCCUGUCAGGACCAGGUGUACUGCCGGGGUGGGCCGGGACCCAGCGCCACGGCCCGCCAGCAUCCACAGCCUUCCUCCGUUACCGCGUCCCUGGAGUUCUACCAGCGCGUCACUUCCUGUGUCCCGGGAGGGACCCACCGGCUUCCUGGAGAAAACCCAUUCAACAGCAGCCUGGCAUCUGUGGUGAGAGGUCAGGUGGUGACGGAAGAUGGAACACCGCUGAUCGGAGUCAAUGUGUCACUUCUGUAUGACCCCCAGCAGGGCUAUACCAUCAGCAGACAAGACGGAAUGUUUGACCUGCUGGUGAACGGAGGAGCAUCCCUCACUCUGAGCUUUGUGCGAGCCCCAUUCCCUGCUAUCCACCGCACUGUGUGGUUGCCAUGUAGAGUGUUCUACAUGAUGGACAGGCUGGUGAUGAGGGUGACGGAAAGUGACACGCCCACUUGUGAGGUCAGCGGCCUCGCGAGGCCUGCGCCCAACAUCAUGACGUCGGCGCUCUCUACCUAUUACAGUUCCAACCCAGAGGCCAGCCCCAUCAUUCCUGAGACACAGGUGCUCCACGAACAGACAGCCAUCCCAGGCAGUGACCUGAACCUGGUGUACCUCAGCUCUCGGGCGUCCGCGUACAAGCCUGUCCUGAAAGUGGUCAUGACCGAGUCCGGUGUGCCCUUCGGCCUGGCAAAGGUGCACCUGGUGGUUGCCGUGGAGGGUAGAAUGUUCCAGAAAGAGUUCCCAGCCUCCCCGAGGCUGUCAUUCACCUUCGUCUGGGAUAAGAUGGACGCAUACGGUCAGAGGGUGUACGGCCUGUCCCAGGCUGCGGUGUCUGUGGGCUUCGAGUACGAGUCGUGCCUGGGCUUGGUUCUGUGGGAAAAACGGAGCGCCACGCUGCAGGGUUUUGAGCUGGACGUCUCCAGCAUAGGAGGCUGGACGCUGGACAAGCACCACGUCCUGGACUUGCACAACGGGAUCCUGUAUAAGGGCAGCGGCGAGAAUGUGUUCCUGUCCCAACUGCCCCGUGUCAUUAGCACCAUUAUGGGCAACGGCCGGCGCAGAAGCAUCUCCUGCCCCAGCUGUAAUGCCCCGGCCGAGGGCAACAAGCUUCUGGCCCCUAUGGCUCUGGCCUGGGGCCGAGAUGGCAGCCUGUACGUGGGAGACUUCAACUACAUCAGACGAAUCCACCCAUCGGGUAAUGUCACCAGUGUCAUGGAGCUCAGAAAUAAAGAUUUCAGACAUAGCAACAACCCGGCUCACCGCUACUACCUGGCCACGGAUCCCGGGACGGGGCAGCUGUACGUGUCGGACACCAACUCCAGGAGGAUCUACCGGCCGCGCGUGCUGUCGGCUGGCGCGGAGCCCCAGCAGAAUGUGGAGGUGGUAGCAGGGACCGGUGAACACUGCCUGCCCUUUGACGAGACCCAGUGUGGGGAUGGGGGCCUGGCGGUGGAAGCCCUCCUGACAGGACCCAAAGGGAUCGCCGUGGACAAGAACGGCCUGGUCUACUUCGUGGACGGCACGGUGAUCCGCAAGGUGGAUCGGAACGGCAUCAUCUCCACCGUGCUGGGGUCGAACGACCUCGCCGCUGCCAGACCUCACAGCUGUGACGCAGUCAUGAGCAUCAAGCAGGUGUCACUGGAGUGGCCGACAGACCUGGCUGUCAGUCCACUGGACGACUCUCUGUUCGUGCUGGACGGCAGCGUGGUCUUGCGCGUCACGGCAGAGGGACAAGUGCUGGUGGUUGCGGGCCGGCCGCUGCACUGCUCCAUGCCCCCCGAUGACCUGUCCGUAACCGAGCCCCGGAAGGCCACGCACACACACCUGGAGGCUGCGAGCGCCAUCGCCGUGUCCUUCGACGGCGUCCUGCACGUCGCCGAGACGGACGAGCACAAGAUGAGCCGCAUCCGCAGCGUGGCGCCCGACGGCGAGGUCACGCACACGGCGGGCGCGCUGUCCGACUGCGACUGCAAGAGCGAUGUGAACUGCGACUGCUACCUGGCCGGCGACGGCUUCGCCAAGGAUGCCCGGCUCAACGCGCCCUCGUCCCUCGCCGCCGCUCCGGACGGGACACUGUACGUGGCUGACCUCGGGAACAUCCGGAUCCGGGCCAUCGGCGCCAACCGGCCGCAGCUCAACUCGCUGGGCCUGUACGAGGUGGCCUCGUCGGCCCAACAGGAGGUGUACAUGUUCGACGCCAACGGAACCCACCAGCACACAGUCAGCCUGGUGACGGCCGACUACCGGUACAACUUCAGCUGCGGCAACGAGGGUGACCUGACCGCCGCCACCGAUUGCCAUGGAAACACCCUCCGCAUCCGCAGGGACGCCAGCCGUCAGCCAGUGAGGAUUGUGGCUCCGGACAACCAGGUGGUGUGGUUGAGCAUGACCUCAAGCAGAGGACUCAGGAGUCUGGGCACGCAGGGCCAGGACCACGUGCUGCUCACUUACCAUGGCAACAGCGGCCUCCUGGCGACCAAGAGCACAGCCAACGGGUGGACCACUUUCUACGAUUAUGACACAGAAGGCAAGCUGACUAACGUGACCUUCCCCACGGGGUUGGUGAGCAGCGUGCUCAGCGACUGGGGUGCCGCCCCCACCGUGGAAAUGGAAAGCCUGGAAACAGAGGAGCACGCUGCCAUCACCACCAACCAGUCUGCCGUUCAGGCUGUGCUCACCCUGCAGCAGGAUCAGUUGAAGACAAACUACGUGGUGGGUUACGAUGGCUCCCUGCGGGUUCUGCACGCGAACGGUCUUGGCACUCACUUCCAGACCGAGCCCCACAUCCUCUGCGGAGCGUCGUCGCCCACGGUGGCCCGCAGGAAUGUCACGCUGCCGGACGACGCCGGCCAGAACCUGGUGGAAUGGCGCUUCAGGAAGGAGCAGUCGCGCUCCAGGGUCACGGUUUUCGGACGCAAGCUACGUGUAAACGGCCGCAACAUCCUGUCCGUCGACUACGACCGCACUCUCAGGACCGAGCGCAUCUACGACGACCACCGCAAGUUCCUGCUGAAGAUCGCCUACGACCCGACGGGUCAGCCUGCUCUCUGGCUGCCCAGCAGCAAGCUGCUGCCUGUGAACCUGACCCGAAGGAGCAGCGGGCAGUUGAGCAGCAUCCAGUGGGGCUCGGUGACCGAACGCCUGGAACAUGACGAGCAGGGGCGCCUGUCUUCCAGAGUGUUCCCCGAUGGAAAGACCUGGAGCUACACUUAUCUGGAGAAGUCCGUCGUGCUGAUCCUGGUCAGUCAACGGCAGUACACAUUCGAGUACGACUCUGAUGGCAGGCUGGCGGCCGUCACCAUGCCAAGUUUGGCCCGGUACACCAUGGAGACGGUCCGCUCGGUGGGCUACUACCGCAACCUCUACCACCCGCCCGAGAGCAACGCAUCCGUGGCUGUGGACUACAGCGAGGAUGGGCGGCUGCUGAGGGUGGUGCACGCAGGCACGGGCCGGCGGGUGCUGUACCGCUACCGAUGGCACAGCAAGAUAGCGGAGGUCCUGUACGACGGCGCGCGCGCCACCUUUACGUACGACGAGACGACCGGCGUGCUGAAGACGGUGAACCUCCAGAGCGAAGGCUUCGUGUGCACCAUCAGGUACAGGCAGCUGGGCCCCCUGGUGGACAGGCAGAUCUACCGCUUCAGCGAGGACGGAAUGGUCGGCGCGCGCUUCGACUACGCCUACGACAGCAACCUGCGCGUCGCCAGCGUGCAGGGCGUCGUCAACGACGUGCCGCUGCCCAUCGACCUCUACCAGUACGAUGACAUCUCGGGCAAGGUGGAGCAGUUUGGCAAGUUUGGCGUCAUCUACUACGACAUCAACCAGAUCAUCUCCACCUCCGUCAUGACCUACACCAAGCACUUGGACGGUCACGGUCGGGUUCGGGAGAUCCAGUAUGAGCUCUUCCGGACGCUGCUGUUCUGGCUCGCGGUGCAGUACGACGACAUGGGCCGGGUCACCUCACGGGAGAUUAAGAUCGGCCCGUUCGCCAACGCCACCAAAUACACCUACGAGUACGACCCGGAUGGGCAGCUGCAGGCCGUCUACCUGAACGAGAAGCCCACCUGGCGCUACAGCUACGACCUGAACGGGAACGUGCACCUGCUCAGCCCGGCUAGCAGCGCCCGCGUCCUGCCGCUGCGCUACGACCUCCGGGACCGGCUCACGCGCCUGGGAGACAUGCAGUACGAGCUGGAUGAGGACGGCUUCCUGCGUCAGAGGGGCGCCGAGGUCUACCAGUACAACUCCAAUGGCCUCUUGGAGCACGUCUACAGCAAGACAGGUGGCUGGAUGCUGCGACACCGCUACGACGGCCUGGGGAGGAGGGUUUCCUCCAAGUCAAGCCUAGGCCAGCACCUGCAGUUCUUCUACGCCGACCUGAGCGCCCCAAGCCGCGUUACACACGUGUACAACCACUCGAGCUCAGAGGUCACCUCCCUGUACUAUGACCUGCAGGGUCACCUCAUCGCCAUGGAGCUCAGUGGCGGGGCAGAAUUCUACGUGGCGUGCGACAACACGGGUUCGCCGCUGGUGGUCUUCGGCAGCGACGGAGCCCUCCUGAAGCAAGUGCACUACACCGCGUAUGGGGAAGUCUACUCCGACUCCAACCCCGACCUCCAGCUGGUGCUUGGCUUCCACGGGGGCCUCUAUGAACCACUGACGAAACUGCUUCAUUUUGGGGCACGGGAUUAUGACAUCAUGUCAGGCCGCUGGACUGCACCCGAUAUCACCAUGUGGGAAACCACAGCCAAGGAGACAGCCCCCUUCAAUCUCUACAUGUUCCGGAACAACGAUCCCGUUAGCAAAGUGCAGGAUGUGAGAGAGUACAUCACAGACAUCAACACCUGGCUGGUCACCUUUGGGUUCCAUCUCCACAACAGCAUUCCUGGUUUCUCGGUGCCACAUUCUGGGAUGAUCAAAUCCUCUUACGAACUGACCAAGAGUGUAAUCUGGGACGAUCUCCCGACCAGCUUUGCAGUUCAGCAGCAAGCACUGCGACAAGAUAAAGCGUUCCUGGCAUUUGAGCGGUUGCCCCCGACACAGCUGGGCCAGUUGACGAGGUGGGACAAGCCCUGGCUGUGGUUUGCAUCCAGCGAGUCGCUGAUAGGCCGUGGAGUCAUGCUGGCCCUCUACAGGGGCACGGUCAUCACCCGCGCCCUCAGCAUAGCCACCGAGGACUGCAUCAAAGUGGCCAACCUUCUCAACGGCGCCAUCUACAUGAAAGACCUGCACUUCACCCUGGACGGCCACGACACGCACUACUUCGUCAAGACCGGCUCGCCCGAGGCCGACCUGGCGGCCCUGAGGCUCACCACAGGGCACAAGGAGCUAGAAGGCGGAGUCAACGUGACCGUGUCGCAGUCCACGGGCGUGCUCGCCGGCCGCACACGGCGCUUCGCCGACGUGGAGCUGCGCCGUGGCCCGCUGGUGCUGCACGUGCGCUACGGGACGUCCGAGGACGAGGAGCGCUCCCGUGUCCUGGAGCUGGCGCGGCAGAGGGCGCUAGCGGGCGCGUGGGCCCGUGAGCAGCGCCGGGCCAGAGACGGAGAGGCGGGGGCGCGCCCGUGGACGGAGAGUGAGCAGAAACAGCUGCUUGGCGGGGGGCGAGUCCCGGGCUACGACGGCUACUACAUCCUGUCGGUGGAGCAGUACCCCGAGCUGGCUGACAGCAUCAGCAACAUCCAGUUCCUCCGACAGAGUGAAAUAGGAAAGAGGUAGCAGACGAGCAGAGUGUAGGGAGACUGUGUGUCAGCAACUGCUUUUGUGCGUCUUAGGUGGUAGUAGAUGAGGAAGGAAAUGCAUAUAUGCAUUAAAAACAUAAACAUUUCUGUCUCACCCUUCUCAUAGGUGGUCUCACAAUUCACCUGGGUGGUGGUAUCAUGUUUGUUUGUCUCACACCGAGGCCUUCUAACAGAGGCCUGGGAAUUUGAGGGAAUGGCAGUUUGAGUUUUAUAUAUAUAUAUAUAAACUCAAACACGCACACAUAUAAACGGAGUUAAAACAACGCUGUGCGUUGUGGAGUGUUAGUGUGUUGAAACCUAUUUAAAGCCCUAUCAAGGCAUGUACUGUGGAGCACAAUGAACAUUUGUGACAAGACAGGCCAGGAUUCUACAAGUGUUAAUAUAUUUAUCUGACUAUUUAUUAUAUGCUCAUUUUAACAAAUUGUUUGCAUAUGCAUAUCACUGCAACACUGGAAAAAUACCGCAAAUGGCAUUUGUUUAUUGUUCCUUUUUAUAUUGAUUUUGUUUACUAUGGUUUUGCGCUGUACUUUCUGUUUGUCACCGUACUGUAAAAUGUAAUAUGCAAUUUUAUUUUUAUUUGUAAUUUUUUUUUAUUCUGUUUUAUUUUACUUGUUUUAUUUUUGUAUUUUUUUUCAAGGGGUGGGAAGGGUGCAGACCAACCGCUGCUGUCUUAUGAUUUUUGGUUUGUUCAGUAUGCACAUUUUUUAAAGUCAUAAACAUUAUAUUGGAAAAUUUCAGCUAUUGUGGUACAACUUUUACAGUAUAACAUGAAUCAUAUAUAUCAUAAAGUGAAGACUAAAGAGAGCAGCACAGCAAACCUGUACAAGUACCUGUAUGUAUGUAAAUGAGUGUUUACCUGCAAUUUUCUAUAGCCCCUAAUGGACAAAGUCGUUCAGUUUUGUUUAUACUUAAUAAAUAAAAAGUAAA
Molecule: messenger RNA, 9318 nt
Organism: Electrophorus electricus (electric eel)
Lineage: Eukaryota; Metazoa; Chordata; Actinopteri; Gymnotiformes; Gymnotidae
Source: RefSeq, a predicted model, not a curated record